Hibiscus syriacus is the source of this 2230-nucleotide messenger RNA. Its product is annotated as protein KAKU4-like. The transcript has 13 exons. Gene Ontology annotation, cellular component: nuclear envelope. Gene Ontology annotation, biological process: nuclear membrane organization. The record is from RefSeq and is a predicted model, not a curated record. Bases 142 to 1947 code for a protein of 601 amino acids. NCBI's taxonomy places the organism in Eukaryota, Viridiplantae, Streptophyta, Magnoliopsida, Malvales, Malvaceae.
CGGUGCUUCUACUGCUCUCGGUCUCUAUUUGUUUUAUGGUUGAAAAAAGACAGAAUAUUGACAAACCCUUAAACUGGUUUUCAACCUCUUUGCAAUUGUAACUAGUGACUAACCCAAUUCCUCUCUUUACCUCCUUCCCACAUGGCCUCGAUUUCAGGAGCUGCCCAACGCCGAGAGCCCAGAUCCGGUGGCAAGAUGCUGCAUCCUCGGCGAACCAUGUCACGCACGACGCCUUACGACCGCUCCAGAUUGCUUAAUUCAACUCAGCAAAACCCUAAUUGGAUCUCCGGGCAUGUAUUUUCCCCUACUCGCGCUAUCGUCUCCGGUGCCACCAGAGUACUUUCCUCUGUUUUUGGCCUCGAAUCCUCCUCCUCCUCCUCUUCGUCUUCAGACCGUGAUUCAACUUCAGAUGACACUGGUGGUACAAAUUAUGGUCAGGAUGUCUCGAGUCAAGGGCUUAAUAACAUAGAACAUGGUGAGCCCCAAUCUUUUGCAGGAAAGAUUGAAACCAAGAGUCUUAUAGAGCAGCUUCUCAUGCAGGAGUCAUUCUCAAGGGAAGAGUGUGAUAAACUAACAAAUAUUAUUAAGUCAAGAGUUGUGGAAUCUCCAGUGACCAGAGGCAUGGGGCUUGAAAGGCUAAAUGAAACUGCUGACAGAGCAGAUGUUGAUAAUCAUGAUCUUUGUGGCACAGCUGUUAUAGAGGCAAAAAAAUGGUUAGAGGAGAAGAAGUCAGGAUCAAUUUCUAAGUCAGAAUUGCUCCACGGGACCUCUGCUCAGAAGUUUUUUACAUCGGCACAUAGCAUUGAAGGUGAAGCAGGAUCACCUGUGGACAUGGCCAAAACAUACAUGAGAACUCGUCCUCCAUGGGCAUCACCUGCUAUGAACAAUAUUGAAUUUAGGUCACCACGACCAUUUGGAGUGCCACUUUUCAAAGAAGAAACGCCAUAUUCAAUUGGGGGCAAGUACUCGUCCUCAUCCAAGUCGAAAAAGGAUUCUCCUGCCACUGGUUCAUGGAACAUCCAAGAGGAAAUACGAAAAGUGAGAUCUAAGGCAACAGAAGAAAUGCUGAGGACUCUAUCUUCCCCAAAAAUUGACUGGUCUUCGUUUGCGUUAGAACAGAAAAAUGCUCCUGAUCCUUUAGCUGCCAAAAACUUAGGCCCUGCUGAGGAAAAUAAUCCAGAUAGCUCUAAAAAAUCAGUAGAGGCAUCUGAAGUCUUGGCUACUAGACCAGCAUCACAGAUUCCAGAAGAUGCAUUAAACAGUGAUGCUUUACCAAUCACAGUAACUCUUGGUUGUGAAGAUUAUCAGGGUAUGGAAGCUGUUCAAAGCACCGAGAGAAAAAGAGGUGAGACACUGGAUGAGGGACAGAAACUUCAAUCAACGGUAGAUAUCAAAACUGCAUCUAAUAGUGAUGUUGUCGCUACUGAUGUCAAUCAUUUUAAGGACACCAAUGGGUCUAUCCUGCAGUUUGGUUCUCCUAUGGAAGAAACUGUACAGGACUCACAAAUAGAAGACAACCGUGUGACAUUAAAAGAAGUUGCCAAAACAGGCCGUGCUGAUGCUGCUGCAUCUACUGCCAAUGGAUUACCUUCAGGAUUCAGUAUGUCAGCUGUAGCGGAUAAAGAACAAAAUGAGGGACCAAUAAAUGAAGAAGAGAAUACAGUUGGUUCCGGGGAUGAGAAAGCAACAAGUGCGGAUGUGAAGGACAAGACUAAGCCGUUGAGUGAGGCUUCCCUAGAAGUGACAGUGGUAAAUGAAAACAAUGUUGCAGUAUCCAAUUCCCAGAACAGUUCAAGCAUGCUGCGUGAAGAUGAAGGUUUGCUAGAGCAGUUGAAUACACCAAAGUCAAAACGCAGCAUGGCAGGCAAGAGCAACACUGGCAUGGAGAAGCAGCUGGGAAAGAAAGUGAGCCGAAACACGAGGAGAACAAGGGGACGUGUCAGAUGAAAUAUAUUCUGCACUAAUGUUUUGCCCGUAGCUUAGUGUAAAAUGAAGUGUAAACAAGAAGGAUAAUAAUAUGGUAUGACCAUAUUAUUUGUACACUAUAUUUACCGAGUGCGGUGAUAACCCUUUUGUUUGUAACUACCCUGUUUUCAAGAUGGAGAUUAUUUAGGUAUCAGUCAGUCUGUGGUGUUCAGUUCAACUUAAGGAAUUGUUUUUUGUAUUUUCAUAAUCAUUGUAAACCAAAUCUUGAAUCUCUAGGAGUACCACUGGUUAAUGACCUUUUUUU